This is a messenger RNA of Trichomycterus rosablanca, 1717 nucleotides long. RefSeq names its product family with sequence similarity 168 member B (gene fam168b). Bases 141 to 731 code for a protein of 196 amino acids. NCBI's taxonomy places the organism in Eukaryota, Metazoa, Chordata, Actinopteri, Siluriformes, Trichomycteridae. The transcript is spliced from 7 exons. The record is from RefSeq and is a predicted model, not a curated record.
CGCAGUGUUGCUAGUUUGCGGAGCUGGGUAACAUCAGGCGCUCAGGUUAUAUUAAACAGAAAUAAAUCUCCAGCACCGGAGCACCGAGAGGAACCGCAGAGCACAGCGACAGCCAGCAGCUUAGCCGAAAGAUCGACAUCAUGAACCCCGUCUACAGCCCUGGACCAACAGGGGUUCCUUAUGCCAAUCCUAAAGGAAUAGGAUACCCAGCUGGAUUUCCUGUUGGCUAUGCAGCGACGGCACCUGCCUACUCUCCCAGCAUGUACUCUGGAGCGAAUCCAGCCUUUCCCACAGGUUACGCCCAAGGGACACCAUUCAAAAUGUCCUGCUCCCCAACAACAGGUGCUGUGCCCCCUUACUCCUCCUCCCCUAACCCCUACUCCGCGGCCGUGUACCCUGUGAGGAGCUCCUAUCCGCAGCAGAAUCCCUAUGCUCAGCAGCAAGGCACUUACUACACACAGCCCUUAUACGCUGCACCGCCUCACGUCAUCCAUCACACUACAGUGGUUCAGCCUAACGGCAUGCCCGCGGCUAUAUAUGCUCCUUCCAUCCAUCCCUCCCGCACUAACGGAGUCGCCAUGGGAAUGGUAGCAGGGACCACUAUGGCAAUGUCAGCGGGGACUUUAUUAACAACUCAUUCCCCAACUUCUGUAGCUCCCCACCAAGUGACAGUGCCCACAUAUCGAGCCCCUGGCACACCCACCUACAGCUAUGUGCCACCACAGUGGUGAACCGACGGCACCGUCAGAAGAUGGUAGAUAUGCAGUCACACAGUCUAGUAUUUUCCAGCUACAGUUGGGGCUGAUGCCACACGUGUUCCCAGCCAGUUGUUCUUCCUUUUAAAUAAAAUGUGGAUCUAAAUUUAGUUGGCAGAAGAAAGAAAAAAAAUGAAAUGGAAAAGGGAAAGCUUUCCAUUCUGACCACAUUCGUUAGCUUUUCUCAUGUUCUAUGGCAUAUCUCACAUUGGAAGACUAGCUCUUCAUGCAAACUUGUAUUUGGUGGACCGUCUUGCAGUUUUUAUAGCAUUUAACACUUAAAGUGGUUUAAAAAAAAAAGAAGGAAGGUGGAAUUAGUCUGUAUUCGGAGUCUGUACUGAGUUUGAAUGCAUGUAUAUAUUGAAACAAUAAUGCUAGCUAAAUCUACCUGCCAUGAUCGAUGCAAAACCAUUGAAAGGCUAACCGAAGCAAAAGAGUAAGCAACGUCACGAGUCAAAUGCAAAGUCUUUAUCGUAUAACUGAGGUGUUCCAGUUUAAAAAACAACAGUGUUGUAAAACUCUUACAUUUAUUUCAUUUUAAUGUCAGUUUAUUUGAUAUUUUAAGUUGAAUUGAUGUCUGUGUCUGAGCAACAUGGGCAGCGAGGUGAGGCUGGAUAUUAUUUAGUGCCUCAAGAUUUUUUUUUAUUAUUUUUGUUCUGAUUAGUCUAUCAUUCCUCAUGCUCCUAUAAUUGUUGCACAUCUUUGCCUGUGUGUAUAUAAAUCUUUAGGCUGAGCAGCCGGAUGUAUAGGUGCUGAGAGCAUGCCUACUUAUUUCAGUGUUUUUAGGGUUUGCAUAUGUUAAGGGUCUGACACGCAGCAGAACGGUGGAAUCACUGCUUACCUGACGUUUUAAAACGUAGUCAAAUGGAUGGAUGUGGUCAGUUUAUAACUCGGACGUACACCGAUCAGCCAUAACAUUAAAACCACCUCCUUGUUUCUACUCUCACUGUUCAUUUUAUCAG